AUCGAGAUGUUAUAAUCUGAAAGACUCUGUGUAUCCUCCGUUUUUUAGGGCCUCAAUACAGAAACGAACAGAUAAAUGACAUAAACGCUGCAUUACAAGUAAUGAUAGCUGCAGGCUACUUCACAACACUAUUCCUAGUUGCCGAUAAAAUGUUCAGUUUCUUCAGAGCACUACAGCACAACACACCAGUCGACAUAGACCACGUGAUCAAGAAGUUCGAAAGGUUGUCCCUAUGGUACUACAGAACCACUCUGUUCAUGUGUUUCGUUUACGGCUUGGACAACACCAUCAAAGAUUCCAAUUGUGCCCUAAAAGACGUGGUAGAGGAAGGCUGGACCUUGGUUUGUGGUACCCAAUUGCCUGAGCUGUUUCCAGUUCGGCUGGGUGGCUUCCUCAAGGUCUGUUUGAAGACAAUCGACUGGUUUACGUUGAUGUGGAUGUUCCCUAGCGCGUUAGCCAUUCCGGCCUUUGGUCUUGGAAGUAUCGAUAUGAUUGUUGGUAGGGUCAGACAUCUGAAGAGGAUGCUUGCUAGGGUCAAGUUUCAAGGAGAAACUAAUGUGGAGUUGGCUAGGAGCCAAUUGAGGAACUGCAUUAAGUACUUCAUUGAGAUUAAAAGUCUUGUCAACAAUAUGAAUAGCUCUGUCAGUUUAUUGUUUCUACCACAAUACACCGUGAUGAGUACCAUAUUGGCCUUACUGGAGUAUCAAAUGAUUGUUCAAUUCAGUGCAGCAACAGUUAUAAGGUUUGCAGGUUGGGUAUUAAUGGAAAUCAUGAUAUGCAUUAAGGGACAAACUUUGUUGGAUGAGAGUUUAGAUUUGGCUCAGUGCGUCUAUGAUAUGGAAUGGUAUGAGAUGCCCAGGGAAUUGAGGAGUAUGUACAAGAUUUUUCAUAUGUCAGUACAGAAACCAUUACAUUUCCAAGCUAAACCUUUUACCUCAUUGGAUACUAAAUUCCUCAUGAACGUGUUGAAAAGCUCGUAUUCUUUGAUGAUGUUUUUCCGCACAUGGUCUGAUGAAAUAUGAAUUUUAAGCCCCAAAAUGAAACAAUGAAUGAUAUAUGACUAGAUAUAAGACAGCAAUUAUCAGACAUUGGUAUCACAACAGAAACACAAAAAAAUAACAAAUUCAUGAUAAUCCCAGUUUGGUUUUUUUACACUUCAACAUAAAUAAAGUUUAUGAAUCA
This is a messenger RNA of Harmonia axyridis, 1182 nucleotides long. RefSeq lists its product as uncharacterized. The transcript has 5 exons. Gene Ontology annotation, molecular function: odorant binding; olfactory receptor activity. Lineage: Eukaryota; Metazoa; Arthropoda; Insecta; Coleoptera; Coccinellidae. Gene Ontology annotation, cellular component: plasma membrane. The record is from RefSeq and is a predicted model, not a curated record. The coding region runs from base 102 to 1022 and encodes 306 amino acids. Gene Ontology annotation, biological process: sensory perception of smell; detection of chemical stimulus involved in sensory perception of smell.